Molecule: messenger RNA, 1647 nt
Organism: Columba livia (rock pigeon)
Lineage: Eukaryota; Metazoa; Chordata; Aves; Columbiformes; Columbidae
Gene: RGS13
Product: regulator of G protein signaling 13
Exons: 4
Coding region: 927-1406 (159 amino acids)
Source: RefSeq, a predicted model, not a curated record
CAGAAGACUGCACAGAGACAGCUUUCCUCUAUUUUAUUAUGCAUUUCAAGAAAAGAUUGGUUGUAUGAGGAGCAUGUGCCAAUCAAACCCAAACCUGAAAAAAAAAGUGAGUUUAAAUAAAUAAUGUAUAAGACUAGUGUUUUGACUUCAGGCAGGUGUAUACAGGUCUUUCGAGGUCCCUUCCAAUCCCUAGAAUUCUAUGAUUCUAUGAAAGCCAAAGGAGAAGAAAUAGACAUACUUGAGGUCACAAGGGCUUUUUUGGUUGGUUGGUUGAUUUGUUUUUUGUUUGUGUUUUUUUUUUUGUUGUUUUUUUGGGGUGCGUGUGUGUGUGCGCGCGUGUGAUUUUUUGGUAUUGUUUUUUGUUUGUUUUCAGACAGACUGCCUCAUUCCUAACAAAGAGUUACACCUUUUCUUUUGGAUAUCAUCUCUACACAACAGUAAGUUUAAUAGAAAUUUUUAUUGACUUUGAGAUAUUUGCUGGACAAAUCUCAAUGUUAAUCUCAAGUGCUUAACAAACUACUCAGCACUGUCCUGUUUACAUUGAACUCUGAUCCCUGAUCCAGGUCACCCUGAGCUUUCAGGGAAAAGAUUCCUGGUUUUCUUCUGCCUUGGGUCAGGGUCACAUUUGUAAUCUCUUUCCACAAUUAGAGAAGCAAAAAGAGAGAAUUAUUAACACUUCUAUUUUUCCCUAAGGGAUAUCCAUUGCACUAUUUUUUUUUUUUUUUUUUAAUAUUAAUUUGUUUUAAGUUCUUGCAUGUUACAAACAUAUUUCUUCAUCUAAUGCUUUGGUCAUGACUCAAAUAUUAGAUACAUAAAAUAUGAAUACUGCUAGAACUGGUAGGAUUCCUAUAAUAUAAGUGGAAAUUAAGAUAGUCAGAACUAAGCACAGCAGGUUUAAAACUCACAUAUUUUCCAUAUUUAGGAGAAUGAGUCCAAAUACUUGCUGGCUUUGCAAGAUAUUCAGAGCAGAAGAAAAAGGGAUCAGUUCUAAAUUGUCUUCGGAGGAAGUGCUGCAAUGGUCCCAGUCUUUUGAUAAGCUGAUAACAAGUAAAUAUGGGCCUAUGAUCUACAAGACCUACUUGAAGACAGAGCACAGUGAUGAAAACAUAGAAUUCUGGCUUGCUUGUGAAGCUUAUAAGAAGAUCACAUCACAGAGGAAAAGGAUUUCUGUGGCAAGGAAACUUUUUACACAUUACAUUCAACCCCAGGCUCCCAAUGAGAUUAACAUUGACAGUCCUCUGAGGAAUGCAAUUACAAGGAAUAUUCAAGAAGCAACACAAUCCUGUUUUGACGAAGCACAGAGAAUAAUUUACAUGCACAUGGAAAGAGAUUCUUAUCCACGAUUUCUUGAAUCAAAUUUCUAUCAAAAACUCAAACACAGCCUUCAAACUCAUGGAAAAAAUUAAAUGGUAAACUAAAGAGAAAGGCUGAAAACUUCAAAAGGUUUCUUCUGGAAUGCCAGUGUUUUAAAGUAGACAGGAAAAAUCAGGUAGUAGACAAUUACUAAUACUAAGCUGCUGAACUGGUCUGUUGCUGUUAGAAUUAAUGACAGACUACCUUCCACCUUCCCUUUCUUUUCCCAUGGAGGAGUCCCAUUUAUUUUCCUCUCCCCUCAUUAAAACCCUAAAACCCAGGUAUUAAAAAUUU